UGACGUGGCCGCCGCCCCGCCGGCCGCCGCCGCCAUGUUCCGGAGCCUGCUGGUGGCGGCGGCGCAGCGGCCGCAAGGCCCGGCCGGGCCCCCCCGCGCCGCCCCCGGGCCCGCGGCCGCGGCCGAGGCGCUGGAGGCGCAGUUCAGCUGCCCCAUCUGCCUCGAGGUCUUCCACCGCGCCGUCGGCAUCGCGGGCUGCGGCCACACGUUCUGUGGGGAAUGCCUGCAGCCCUGCCUGCAGGUGCCCUCCCCGCUGUGCCCGCUCUGCCGCGUGCCCUUCGACCCCAAGAAGGUGGAGAAGGCUUCCAGCGUGGAGAAACAGCUCUCGUCCUACAAGGCUCCCUGCAGAGGCUGCAGCAAGAAGGUGACCCUGGCCAAAAUGCGCUCCCACGUCUCGUCCUGCGCCAAGGUGCAGGAGCAGAUGGCCAACUGCCCCAAGUUUGUUCCUGUUGUCCCCACAUCCCAGCCUAUUCCCAGCAACAUUCCCAACCGCUCCACGUUCGUGUGUCCCUACUGCGGGGCACGGAACCUGGACCAGCAGGAGCUGGUGAAGCACUGCAUGGAGAACCACAGGAACGACCCCAACAAGGUGGUGUGCCCGGUGUGCUCGGCCAUGCCCUGGGGGGACCCCAGCUACAAGAGUGCCAACUUCCUGCAGCACCUGCUCCACAGGCACAAGUUCUCCUACGACACCUUCGUGGAUUACAACAUCGACGAGGAGGCGGCGCUGCAGGCAGCCCUGGCUCUGUCCCUCUCUGAGAACUGAGGCUGAUCCCUCUCCCUGCCCUGGCUCCUUCUGCACGCUCCAGGAACCCUCUGGAGCCCCACUGCAAUUCCCACCUUGUUGAAGAAGGUGGAGCCUCUUCAGUGUCACAGUGAGUGAGCAGAGAGCUCUGGAGCAGGGCUGGGAUCAGUCCUUGGACUGGCAUUAAUAUCCGUGUUGGGAGCCUAGCCCCGUGUCCAGAUCUAUUUAUUGUUAGAUGCUUUUUGGCACGCUCCUCCCUGCUCUCUGUUGCAGCAGAAUAGGUACCUGAAACUGAUAGAUUGACCCUCAUUUGGGACUGGAAUCAGCCACAUCCUUUUAAAAAGGAGGAAGGCAGCACGGAGCAGCUUUUUUUAAACUCUCCAAGGAUUUUUCUAGAGAUGUCAGGCUGUCCUGACCCCCGUGCUGGAGGCUGGAGCUGCCUCCUUCACCUGAAUCCCAGCAUGAGACUGAAGAGUGGUUCAGAGGAGCCCUGGAGGAUGGCAUCCAGCAUCCAGGGAGCCUCCCCUUCCUCGUUUUGUACCUGCUCUUGGGACACCAAACCCUUGCCUUUUUCUACACGGAGCAGCACGGAGCCUUUUCCACCUUUUCUAGAGCUGCUCUAGAAGCUGCUCCCCUUCACUCUGCAAUACCUGCCACCUGGGACAAGAGUA
Molecule: messenger RNA, 1416 nt
Organism: Passer domesticus (house sparrow)
Lineage: Eukaryota; Metazoa; Chordata; Aves; Passeriformes; Passeridae
Gene: RNF166
Product: ring finger protein 166
Exons: 6
Coding region: 35-766 (243 amino acids)
Biological process (GO): ubiquitin-dependent protein catabolic process; protein polyubiquitination
Molecular function (GO): ubiquitin protein ligase activity
Source: RefSeq, a predicted model, not a curated record